UCUACGUCUUUGUAUGCUAGAAUCAUUCAUCUUCCAUGAUGAGUCAUCGCACGCUUCAGGUAGCCACGUCGGACACAGCCCCUCCUCUUACCGCGGGGCAGUGUUUAUGGCGUCGUGUCUUGGCUACUCAUUUGGCCAACCGGCGUCUAUUUUCUGAGUCUUCCUCUAAGAAGACUCCUGCUGACAUGCCUAGGAACAUUAAAUCCCAGCAUAUAUCUAUAGAUUCUGUGCGGAUCAAGUCUAAACUGAAGGAUCUUUGUUACAAUUGUGAUGGAUCACGUUUGUUCGUAGCAUCUCGUGAGAGUGUUUAUAUUUUGGAUGUUGAAUCACUUUCACUGGUUACUACUAUCAGUGCGAAGUGUAUACGCGUGCUGACUCACCCAACUAAAGCGGAUACAUUUGCGUUGUUAUCUGUGGAUGGUACUGACCAUUCUCGUCCUUGUGUAAAGGUAUUCACGUUACCCUUUACUGCUGGCGUAGCACCGUCAUUAGUCUUCACAGCGUACAGUACAUUUGAUGAUGUUUGGUAUUCAGGUGCAUGGUCGCCAAACGGUGAUACCAUAGCUGUUUUAGACCGUUCUGACCGUUUGCAGCGUGUGGAUGCCACUAGACAUGAGGACUCUGACAUUGACCCAUCUUCUGCUAUAUCGCUAUCUUCUGAGGUCUAUGGGCUCGUAUAUACAUCGAGCAACUUAGUAUUACAAAAGGUGGAUGGUUGUAUCGACGUUUUGACACCUGAUUUUGUCCACGUGACCUCUGAGCAGUUACACUCUCACAUAGUCCUUACUGCUGGAUACAAUCGGGAGUUGGACUUGCUUGCAACUGGUGGCAGUGACCACACCGUACAGGUGGUUAGUUGCAAACAUGACUUUACUUGUAUCGGCUCGUUUUUUGCUCUUGAGGGUAAGAUAAGCAGUAUCAGCUUUUCGCAUGAUGGUAUGCUUCUUGCUUGGGGUACCAAAGACACCCUUUACACGGGUGGUGAUGACAGUUCUGGGAAUGAUAGUAAUGCUACUGGUGAAUAUUAUCUCACGGUUGCUGGCACUAACCCUUGCGAGAUAUACUUACAGAUUCGCAUGCCUGCUGCUGUAACUCAUGUCCAAUUCUGUCCGGAUGGUUACACAAUAGCUUAUGCCUGCGAUAUAGACAAUCUUCCUAAGGGAACUAGCGCAUCCACAGCCAUUGGUCUGUUAAAGUUGUGUUAAGCGCUAUUUAGUGGACUUUAUUCCACCUGCUGUGCGUUAUUACUUCGCGUUACUCUAGAGUGACAUUUAAUAUAC
Babesia bovis T2Bo is the source of this 1280-nucleotide messenger RNA. RefSeq lists its product as uncharacterized. Gene Ontology annotation, molecular function: protein binding. The record is from RefSeq and is a predicted model, not a curated record. Gene Ontology annotation, biological process: mRNA export from nucleus. Bases 36 to 1205 code for a protein of 389 amino acids. The transcript has a single exon. Gene Ontology annotation, cellular component: THO complex part of transcription export complex. Lineage: Eukaryota; Apicomplexa; Aconoidasida; Piroplasmida; Babesiidae.